UGAUCUUAUCCAAAAUCUCAUGCAUUUCAUUUCCGAACAUGUAGUAUGUUUGAUCCGUCCAUCAAAAUCUAUAAUCCAUAUUCCAUCAUUAUACUGAAUCGGACAAGCUCCUCUUUACUAGGAAAGCUACAUGACGUGGUUGACCUAGCAACCAAACUGUCAUUGUAUCCACUUUGUUUCCGUCACCAUGGCAGCGUCACCAUGGCAGCGAAAGAUAGAACAGUGACAUGGGCGGCCACUCCAUCACCAAGCGGAUGGAUAAUGCAACAGCCAAUCAAAUCACGCAUAAGCAGGUUACGAAAGGUGAUUCAUACCCACGGCUAUUGCGAGCAACCCACUGACAGGUUUUAGCUCUCUCUUCUUCUCUUAAACUUUUCCACUCCUCCCCCCAACCCUUUCCACACAACUCUUAUACACAAUAUGGUCAAGAAAAUCUCCAUUGUAUGCCUUCCUGGUGACGGUGUCGGCCCUGAAGUCGUUGGCGAGGCCGUCAAGGUUUUGCAAAAGGUCGCUGAACGUCGUGCUCAGGCCUUAGAUGUCGAGUUUGAAUUCAAGAAUGAACUCAUUGGUUUGGCCGCUCUUGAAAAGACAGGUGAGCCUUUGCCUGAUUCCGCUUUGGAAGCCUGCAAGGGUGCCGACGCCAUCCUGUUGGGUGCUGUUGGUGGCCUUCCCGGUGCACAGAUUGGUAGCGGACCACGCCCUGAACAAGGCUUGUUGAAGCUGCGCAAGUCGCUUGAUUUGUAUGCCAACCUUCGACCUGUCGUGUUUGCUUCUGACAGCUUGACAAGUCUGUCACCCCUCAAGGACCACGUGGUCAAGGGUGUCGAAUUUGUCUUUGUCCGUGAAUUGGUGGGUGGUAUUUACUUUGGUGACCGCAAGGAAGCUGGCGAGGAUGGCAAAGCCUAUGAUACCCUUCCUUACUCCCGUGAAGAAAUUGUCCGCGUCACGCGUCUUGCUGCCUUGUUGGCAUUGAAGCAGAACCCCGUCGGCAAAAUUCACUCGAUCGAUAAGGCUAACGUGCUGGCCACGUCGCGUCUCUGGCGCAACGUCGUGACCGAGACUCUCGACAAGGAAUUCCCACAACUUCAAUACGAACAUCACUUGGUCGACUCUGCCGCCAUGGCCAUGGUCCAGAACCCCAAGAAGCUCAACGGCGUCGUCUUGACUGAAAACAUGUUUGGUGAUAUCCUUUCCGACGAAGCUUCCGUCAUUGUCGGCUCGCUCGGUCUGUUGCCUUCGGCUUCGUUGAACGGUUUGCCCGAUGGCAAGAGCAAAUGUGUUGGUUUAUACGAGCCUAUUCACGGCUCUGCUCCUGAUAUUGCCGGUCAGAACAUUGCUAACCCCAUCGCUACCAUCUUGAGUGUUGCCAUGAUGCUCCGUUACUCCCUUGGCUUUGAGCAGGAGGCAAAGGCUGUUGAGGAUGCUGUUCGCCAAGUCUUGGAUAACGGUCUUCGCUCGCGUGACUUGGGCGGUGAACAGUCGACCACGCAGAUCGGUGAAAAGAUCACUGAAGUACUGGGUGGUGUUUUGGAUGCUUUGAACUAGAUGGAAAUCUGAUUUUUUGUACAUAAUUAUUUUUAAAUAUGAAAAUUCUACUUGCUUUUUGUACGUGUUACGUUGAUUGGGUUUCAUUGUGUUGAAUGUUGAUAUGGAGG
Zychaea mexicana is the source of this 1655-nucleotide messenger RNA. Its product is annotated as 3-isopropylmalate dehydrogenase. Gene Ontology annotation, biological process: L-leucine biosynthetic process. The transcript has 3 exons. Gene Ontology annotation, cellular component: cytosol. The record is from RefSeq and is a predicted model, not a curated record. Lineage: Eukaryota; Fungi; Mucoromycota; Mucoromycetes; Mucorales; Lichtheimiaceae. Bases 421 to 1545 code for a protein of 374 amino acids. Gene Ontology annotation, molecular function: 3-isopropylmalate dehydrogenase activity; magnesium ion binding; NAD binding.